UGUAACGUGGCUCCCGCUCCUCCUUCACCACGUUAAUCUCUCCUUCUUUCCCGAAAUACCCUUUGCGUGAUGGUCUGUUUAAAUAAGAACAAAACUUGGGUUCCCUGAGCUGUCAUGUUCCCUUGUUAUUAUUACACGACAAGUCAGGCGUGUACUUUUAGAUUCUUGAGGCUAUCUUCUUCUUCCUCGAUUGUUCAUAUAUAUAUAUAUAUAAACUCGUCACAAGGUCGUCUGAUCUUUCUAUUCACAAUCACAGACAACAUCAACUUCUUACUUACUAUACACAAACAGAAAACUCACGACUCACGAGGGGUAUAUAUAAACAAAAAAAAAAGAAUGGGUGCAUGCGUUUCACGUGAAUGUAUGAGGGGAGACACGGCAAAGCUAAUAUCGUUGGACGGGACAUUACAAGAGUUCUCAUAUCCGGUCAAAGUUUGGCAGAUCUUGCAGAAAAACCCGACGAGUUUCGUAUGUAACUCAGACGAAAUGGACAUCGACGAUACAGUUUCAGCAGUAUUCGGCAACGAGGAACUCCGAUUGGGGCAACUUUACUUCGUUUUGCCGCUGACGUGGCUCAGUCAUCCGCUAAGGGCGGAGCAAAUGGCGGCGCUGGCUGUUAAAGCAAGCUCCGCAUUGACCAAGAGCGGCGGAGUCAGUUGCGAUGACUCCAUUUGGGAAAUAGAUUCCCGAUCAAAAAAAGUCGCCGGAGUGAAGACAAAUGGCGGUGGCAAAGGUGGGAAGAGGAGAUUUACUGCGAAUUUGAGCACCAUCGCGGAGUAGGGUCAACUUAGUUGAGUAAACCAAACAAAAAUCGACCGACGUAGAAAAUUGUAACUAGAGUACGUUUGAAUUUUUUUCUAAUGGAGAAAACCAAAAGUAUCCAUUAGUUUUGGUUUUUUUUUUUCGGUAGCUUACAAUUUGAGAAAUGGACACGACGAGGAUAAUGAUGAUAUAAUAUUUGAUGUGAUUCCAAUCUUAAAUCUAAUGCAAUUCUUCCUAAGGCAA
This is a messenger RNA of Raphanus sativus (radish), 1005 nucleotides long. RefSeq lists its product as uncharacterized. The transcript has a single exon. Lineage: Eukaryota; Viridiplantae; Streptophyta; Magnoliopsida; Brassicales; Brassicaceae. The coding region runs from base 115 to 780 and encodes 221 amino acids. The record is from RefSeq and is a predicted model, not a curated record.